Molecule: messenger RNA, 966 nt
Organism: Acanthocheilonema viteae
Lineage: Eukaryota; Metazoa; Nematoda; Chromadorea; Rhabditida; Onchocercidae
Source: the annotation of a GenBank genome assembly
AUGGAACGUUUUGUAGAAUUUGCCGAAAUGAUACUGGGUGAUUUCAAUCAGCAAGCAAAAGCUCUUUUACAUCUUAAUCAACCGAUUAAGCAGAUUAUAGAGGUGAUGAUUUUGUCAUUUUUCAAAUGUGAACAAUUGGAUCCAGGAAGUGUCACACUUCUCGUUGAUUUUCUCAUGGAAAAUAUUCCUUUACAAUUGGAUCCAUUCACUUUAAGUAACUUUUUGCAAAACCAAAUUAUCUUACCAACUAUAAUCAAACAUAUCAGUGAGUUGAUAUUUAUCGGACGGAAAAACGAUGUGAAACUUUUGCAACAGGUUAGCAAAAACUCCUUACUUACUCCUGCUGCACUAUGCCUUGUGUAUGCGAAUUUACCGGAAGAAUUAAGAGAUCGAUGGAAGCUAUUAUUUUCAAGUGAAAAACAUGGUGAAAGUUUCAUGAAACUGGUGAAAAGUGUCAAUCGUGCAGGUCCAUGUUUAAUUAUCAUAGAAACUACAUCCGACCGUGUCUUUGGUGCAUUCGCUAGUCAGGGCUUUGUUUGUGGUCCGCGACAUACCGGUGAUAAUCGAUGCUUCUUGUUUGAAGAUCGACGAAAGUUACACAUUUAUAGUGCCACAGGUUACAACAAAAAUUUCGGCUAUCUCAAUUGUGGCCAGGUUUCAUUGCCAAAUGGAAUCGGUAUGGGUGGUCAAGACGAGAACUGGUCCUUCUUUCUACAUGAAGAUUUCAGCAAUGGUAGUUCCUCUUCUGGAAUAAGUACAUUUGAAAAAUGUUGGUUGGCCGGUGAAAUGACGUUUAAGAUGAAAAAAGUUGAAAUAUGGUCAAUUGGAGAAAAAUGCGAGGAAAUAAUAGAUACUGAAGUGCAAAAUAAAUUGAACCGGCAACGUGCCUUAACGAAUAAAAAUGAAGCACGUUUAUUAUUUGAAAUAAGUGGUAGAGAGUUUCACGGUGAUUCAUUUAAGGAAUAA